Molecule: messenger RNA, 4308 nt
Organism: Anopheles moucheti
Lineage: Eukaryota; Metazoa; Arthropoda; Insecta; Diptera; Culicidae
Product: nephrin-like
Exons: 22
Coding region: 53-4249 (1398 amino acids)
Molecular function (GO): protein binding
Source: RefSeq, a predicted model, not a curated record
UCUACAAACGCUGUUGAUAAGACUUUUAACACCAAUUCUAACAGUAAUCCCGAUGCUGCUGUGCAACGCUCAGCAGAAGUUCCGCAUCGUGCCGAAGGAUCUGCAGGUGCUGGAAGGCACGGAGGCACUCCUGCGGUGCGAGAUCUACAAUCUAGUCGGUGCCGUGCAGUGGACAAAGGAUGGCUUUGCGCUCGGAUUUUCCCACACCAUACCGGGGUACCCGCGGUACUCGGUGCUGGCCGAUCGGAACCUCGGCAUCUACAAUCUGCGAAUAUCGAACGCAUCGAUCGAGGACGAUGCCGAAUACCAGUGCCAAGUCGGACCGGCCAAAUUCAACUCAGCCAUCCGUGCCAAUGCUCGACUCACCGUAAUAUCACCUCCAACGUCGAUCGAAAUCCAGGGCUACAGCCGCAACGCGAAGGUGGAAGUCCGGGAAGGUCAGGACCUAACGCUGACCUGCGUAGUGUCAAAUGCAAAACCGGUCGCCCACAUCGUGUGGUACCGGGGCAAAACGGAGUACAAAUCGGAUACAGUCGAGAACAAGGUGACGGAAACGGAGGGCAAACGGUUCACGGUGUCGUCGCAGCUACGAAUCAAACCCACCGCCGAGGAUGACUACAUGGAGUACACCUGCCAGGCAAAGCACAAAGCCCUGCAACCGGAUCGUCCGAUGCAGACAAAGGUUCAGCUGUCGGUGUUGUAUCCACCUGGCGAGCCCCGCAUUGAAGGCUUUACGACCGGCGAGGUACUGCGAAGGGGACAGAAUGUGGAGCUUAUCUGCAGGAGCCGCGGUGGCAAUCCACCGGCUCAGCUGAUCUGGUACAAGAACGAUGUGCAGGUCCGGAUGGCGUACCGGACGACGGAUCGGCUGUCAGAAAACGUUUACUCCUUCGUGGCGGAGGAAGGUGACAAUAAGGCACGGUUGCGCUGUGAGGCGAACAAUGUGAUGAUCCCGGCACCGCUCAAAACCGAAAUCACGCUCAGCGUUUUGUUCGCACCAACGCAGGUGGUCAUUUCGGGUGCAUCGGAGGCACGCACCGGAGAUGUGGUGUCGCUACAGUGCCAAACCGCCCCAUCGAACCCACCGGCCGAGAUCAAGUGGAGCGUUGGUGGCCAUCAUAUGAAGAACACCACCUCCCGGACCAUCGAGAAUCCUGAUGGAGGAUGGAUCACAAUCUCCAACAUCUCUGUAGCGGUGGAAGCCAACAAACGAUCGCUCGUGGUGAUCUGUCACGGAUUGAAUAUGCAGCUGACAGAUAAUAUUGUUGCUACUCACACCGUCAACGUCUUGCUGCCACCGAACCAACCGGUCAUUACGGGCUACACGGAGGGUACGAUAAUAGCGGCCGGCUCGGUCCAACGGCUCCAGUGUACCUCGACCGGUGGCAACCCACUGGCCACGCUAACCUGGUACAAGAACGAUAAAAAGCUCAACUCACCCAUCAAAUCGACGGAAAAGUCGGUUUCAUCGGAAAUCUCGAUACUGGUCAAUGCGACGGAUAAUCAGGCAAAGUAUCGGUGCGAAGCGCACAACUCCGCCACCGAAAUACCGAUGUCGGCCAGCCGAACCCUUGCCGUGAACUUUCCACCCGAGACGGUCAAAAUCAAAAUCAUACCACCGGAGCUUAAACCCGGCAUCGAGGCGACGCUUAUCUGUGACUCGAGCUCCAGUAAUCCUCCCGCAACGAUUUCGUGGUGGCGCGAUGGCAUCGCAGUUGACGGCAUGAACAACUCCUCGAAGCCUGGUCUGUGGGGAGGUUACGUUUCGUCGCUCGAGCUCAAAGUGAACAUCAGCCAGGACAUGGACGGAAAUGUGUACACGUGCCAGAGCGCGAACGAAGCGCUGCAGCGCAACGUCCACGAAGCCAUCAAGCUGCAGGUGCUAUAUCCACCAAAGUUCAAACCACCACCAUCGUCCACCGUGGUCGGUGCGGAGGGCGAACCGCUGACCGUGGCGAUGGUCGCUACCGGGAACCCGAUGUCCAUAUCGUACACCUGGACGAAGGACGGUCUACCGAUACUUUCCGCUACAGGUGCACAACGAAUCGUCUCCGAGGGACCAAUCCUGAACAUCACCCGGCUCAACCGUAACGAUACCGGCAUCUACACUUGCGAAGCUGUCAACUCCCAAGGGUCGGCGAUGAUUAAUAUUUCCGUCGUAGUUGAGUAUGGUGCAUCGAUACAGUCAAUAUCGGAGAACGUUACCGUCAGCCCUGGUGAGGAGGCGAUGCUAUCCUGCACGGUCGAAGGAAAACCACUGACGGAAGAGCACAUACGCUGGGAACGUAUCGGGUACGAUAUGACCAUCAAAACGUCCACCACGUUCGCGAACGGGACGAGCUAUCUGCACGUGAAAAAUGCACGCCGCGAGGAUGUGGGCAAUUUCCGCUGCAUUGCCGAUAAUCGCGUAGCCAAUCCAACCAGCCGGGAUGUGUUAUUAAUUGUGAAAUUUGCACCGGAAAUCGACAAAUCGCCCGUAAUGUUGCGUGCGGCGGCUGGCUUUGGUGAACGGGCACGGUUGCCGUGUCGGGCGCAGGCAGCACCGCGACCGAAAUUCUACUGGUCCCGAUCCGGCCAGGUGCUGAACGUGAACCAGUCCGCCAAGUUCUACGUCGAGCACAAGCAGAUUGAUGCGCUGACGUACGAAUCGAUACUGGUCGUCGAGCGGGUCGCAUCGAACGAUUACGGCCUGUACGAGUGUAUCGCCCGCAACGAGCUGGGCAACGUGAAGGAAAAGGUACGGUUGGAUGUGACCUCACCGCCGGAUCCACCGGUAAGCCUGAACGUCCUGAACGUUACGCACGACUCGGUGACGCUCGCCUGGACGCCCGGGUUCGACGGUGGCAUGAAGGCGAACUACCGCAUCCGGUACCGGGAGGUGAACAGCGAUCGCUACUGGUACGAGGACAGCCAGCCGAACUCGUACAAGCUGACGGUCGGCGGCCUGCGGAUGAACACGCUGUACGUCUUCUCGAUCAUGGCCUCGAACGGGCUCGGUUCGAGCCGCUAUCUGCCCGAUGUAACGCGCGCCCACACGAAAGACACACCGCCCUCGCAGCCAGCCUCAUCGCUCGGAAGCAAAACGGCCACGGCUCAAUCGACCGGUGGCACCAUCGGUGCAUCCGGUAUCGUGCUGCUAAUCGGUGUCGCUGCCGGUAUCUGUCUCGUGCUGCUCAACAUCAUCCUGAUUGGAUGCUGCAUUCACCGGCGCACCGUUCACAAGCGCAUCAAGCGGGGGGACGAUAAGACAAACAGAGCUGCGUGUCAAUCGGUGCCUUUCUGUGUUCCAAUCAAGUACGUCACACUAAACGUCAUUGCAUUCGUUACAGGCGAAACGCUGUCUAGUGUCUCGGAAAAGAGUGACGCUUACUCAACCGACGCUAAUCGUCCCGACUAUACGGAUGACACGACCAGCAAAUCUGCUUCGACAUAUCUCGUGGAAAAUGGGGACAUGCCGCCACCACGCUACCAAAAGGAGGGCACCCUGCCCCCGUAUCCUAACAAUGUAGCUUAUGCGCGUACCUUGCCCCAUCCACGGCACAACCCAGUGAACUAUCAGCAGCGCAGCCACGAUGAUCAGAUGAUCGAACGAAGCAGCUACGUAACAGCUCCGUCCCCUGGACCACCGUUUGAUGGGUCCUACUACAACAUGAACAGCGAUCGCUAUCUGUCCUACCCUCCGAUGCAGGACUAUUCCGCGAUGGAGAUGUCGACACCCCCACCACCGGUCAUACCAGCGCUGCCCAAAAACACUGGCACACUCACGCGUACGACCCGUCCGAUGGUACCACCGCCGGACGUCACCUACCACGCCCAGUCGGUAGUGAACGAAAGCUCCUCAUCGCCCCAGCACAUGAGCAGCAGCCUGAGCAACACGAUUAUCGGCAAUGCUUUAUCGUCGCAGGCGCCCGUGCCAGCACCGAAACCACUGCAGGGCAUCCUGAAGGAUCCGAAGCGUAACAGCAGUGCGAGCAACAGCAGCCAGCACCAGCAGCUACAGCACGGUGCGCAGCUGAUUGCGGUACCGAACCCAUCGCCGGUACCGCUUGUCGGGGGUGUGCCCGGACUUCCGCUGGUUGGCAGCACCUUCCUCGGGACGGCGGCCGGUAAUGGGGCGAACGUCGGUACCGGUGGAUCGAGCAGUUUGGGCAACAGCUUACUGAUCGGCACGUACGAUCCGAGCAGUACGAACCUGAGCUCCUUUAACGCAUCGUUCGGGUUCACCGACGCCGAUGGGCAUCUGGUGUAAGCGGGCAGCAGCGUCUCCUUAUUUGCCAAAACCGGUGCGGAUGUAAUUUUCUCAAGAAU